Messenger RNA from Nicotiana tabacum (common tobacco), 573 nucleotides. Its product is annotated as secreted RxLR effector protein 161-like. The record is from RefSeq and is a predicted model, not a curated record. Lineage: Eukaryota; Viridiplantae; Streptophyta; Magnoliopsida; Solanales; Solanaceae.
AUGAGCAUGAUGAGGGAAUUAAACUUCUUCCUUGGUCUUCAAGUAAAGCAGUCCCCAAAGGGUACUUCCAUUUGUCAACAAAAAUACAUUAGGGACCUCUUAAAGAGGUUUGACAUGGAAGCAUCAAAAGUGAUAGACAGCCCCAUUGCAACUGACACUCGACUGGACAUGGAUGAAACUGGAUCUCCUGUGAAUCAAACAAUGUAUAGAGGCAUCAUUGGGUCUCUCCUCUAUCUCACUUCUAGUCGACAUGAUAUUGUCUUCAGUGUGGGGCUGUGUGCGAGGUUUCAACCAAAUCCCAAGGAAUCUCACUUAAAGGAUGCCAAAAGAAUACUGAGAUAUCUCAAAGGCACGCAGGACCUGGUGCUAUAUUAUCCAUCAGGUGACAGUUUUAAUCUGAUUGGGUAUGCUGACACAGACUAUGCAAGUCAUCUUAUGGAUAGAAAAAGCACUUCUAGGAUGGCUCACUUCUUAGGAUCAUGUAUUAUCUCUUGGGGGACAAGGAAACAAAAUUUAGUGGCUCUUUCAACAGCUGAAGCUGAAUAUGUAGCUGCAGCAUCCUGCUGUGCUUAG